CUCCCCAGGGAAGGCCUCGGCGCUCAAACCUGCGCGCGAGGCAGCGCUCGCGCUCGCCCCGGCCUAUCAGCGCCCAGCAGAGCUACGACGCGCCAGCGCCAGCGCCUCGCCCAAUCACCGACUCCUCGCUCGACCGUUAGCCGUGACGUCACUUCCGCGUCCCGCCGCUUCCCGGCGGCCACGUGAACGGGAGGGGCGUGGCGGAAGGCGCAGUCACGGGGCGGGCAGCCCAGCGGGGCCGCUUCUCUGUUCCCCCGGCGGCAGUGGGACGCCCCACGGGAUCGGCCCAAUGGCGGCGUUGGUGCGGGCGACGGGGCGAGCCAUGCUAGCCCCGGCAGCGUCCCUGCUCCAGGCCGAGCGAAGCGUUAGCGGUGGCGGUGCGCGUUGGGGGCCUGUACGGCCUGGUCUCCCCGUGCCCCUUUCCUCGCCCCUGGCAGGGCUCACUCGGGCCAUCCGCAUCAAGGAGCCCCCGAAGCCUAAGCAGGUGGAUCGGUGGACAAAAAAACGGGCCUUGUUCGGGGUCUACGAUAAUGUGGGCAUACUGGGUGGUUUCCAGAUGCACCCGAAGGACCUGAUUGUGGGUCCCAAGUGGCUGCGAGGCUGGCGGGGCAAUGAGCUGCAGAGGUGCAUCCGCAAGAAACAGGUGGUAGGAGAUCGGAUGUUUGCAGACGACUACCACAACCUCAACAAGAGGAUCCGGUACCUGUACAAGCGCUUCAACCGCACCGGCAAGCACCGCUAAGGAGGGACUUUGUGCUAGGCAUGUAGGAUGUGGGUUCGUGGCAUCAUGCUCAAAAUAAAGCCAGCUUUCACACCGCUGGGUUCCUAGUGCUUCCUGCAACCUUUG
Dryobates pubescens (Downy woodpecker) is the source of this 847-nucleotide messenger RNA. It is a transcript of the gene MRPL51, whose product is annotated as mitochondrial ribosomal protein L51. Gene Ontology annotation, biological process: translation. The transcript is spliced from 2 exons. Gene Ontology annotation, cellular component: mitochondrial large ribosomal subunit. The record is from RefSeq and is a predicted model, not a curated record. Lineage: Eukaryota; Metazoa; Chordata; Aves; Piciformes; Picidae. Bases 290 to 742 code for a protein of 150 amino acids. Gene Ontology annotation, molecular function: structural constituent of ribosome.